AUGUCAGGGAAUAUUUAUAUGGAUAUUAUUGCAUCCCAAGUUAGUCAAGGCAACUUUGGUGGAAAGAAUGGACAAUUUGGUUAUUUAGCAAAAGAUAAAAGUAGAAGAGAAAAGAAAUUAACAAAAGAGACUAAAUUUGAAGCACCAAAAAAGAAAGUUGAAGAAAAAUUUGAAUGCAAUGUUUUUAUUGGUAGUGGAACAGCAAAAUCUACUGAUAGUAAUGGUUUAUCAGAUCCAUUUGUUAUUAUUUGGAGUGUUGAUGCUGAAGGACAACCAGAUAAAUCACUUUUCAAAAGUAAAGUUUGUAAAAAAACUUUAACUCCAAACUGGGAUGAAAAGGGUACUUUAAAAUUAAAGGAAUCUUAUAAAUCAUUAAUUGUUGAAUUAUGGGAUCACGAUUUAUUAACUGCAAAUGAUUUCAUUGGUAGAGCUAGAAUAAAUGUUGAUGCUAUUAAUAUUAAAAAAUACAGUUAUACCUUCAAAGAUACCAUUAGUGUUUAUGAUGGUGAAAUAUCAACUCCAAGUGGUACUGUCUAUAUUGAAAUUACCAAUUCAAGUUCAACUAAAUCAUUUUCUUCAUGUGCUUAA
Messenger RNA from Dictyostelium discoideum AX4, 588 nucleotides. RefSeq names its product C2 domain-containing protein. The transcript has 3 exons. Lineage: Eukaryota; Evosea; Eumycetozoa; Dictyosteliales; Dictyosteliaceae. Bases 1 to 588 code for a protein of 195 amino acids. The record is from RefSeq and is a predicted model, not a curated record.